Periophthalmus magnuspinnatus is the source of this 1679-nucleotide messenger RNA. RefSeq names its product ubiquitin carboxyl-terminal hydrolase 2-like. Gene Ontology annotation, biological process: protein deubiquitination. The record is from RefSeq and is a predicted model, not a curated record. The transcript is spliced from 12 exons. Gene Ontology annotation, cellular component: cytoplasm. Bases 75 to 1280 code for a protein of 401 amino acids. Gene Ontology annotation, molecular function: cysteine-type deubiquitinase activity. NCBI's taxonomy places the organism in Eukaryota, Metazoa, Chordata, Actinopteri, Gobiiformes, Gobiidae.
ACUGCUCCACCGUGUCCACACGAAAAGAAGAACCCGGUACUAGCUCACCUCCACCGAGCCCUUGGAGCGAAGCCAUGCCGUCUCUGCGCCAUUCGUACACGCUGACGGACGAGCCGAACGCCGCGGUGUCUCCGGAGCGGGCCGAGCAGCGGAAAAAGAGCCCGUCUCUGUCCCGCUCGGCGCUGGUGUCCACGUUCAGAGGACUCAUCAUCAGCCAGAACAAGAACAAGACUCCCCAAGGCCUGGUAGGACUGAAGAACCUGGGCAACACGUGCUUUAUGAACUCGAUCGUGCAGUGUCUGAGUAACACCACAGAGCUCAGAGACUACUGCCUGAGGAGCGCACACAGACUGGACCUCUGCAGCCAGCGUAGGACCAGCAGCACCGCGCUUAUGGAAGAGUUUGCGUCCCUAAUCCAGCGCUUGUGGACUUCAGCCAGCUCAGACACCCUUAACCCGGCAGAAUUCAGGAAACAGAUCUGUCAAUAUGCCCCCAAGUUUGGAGGCUGCAAUCAGCAGGACGCCCAAGAGUUCCUGCGCUUCCUAUUGGAUGGUCUGCAUAACGAAGUGAACCGGGCGAUACAGAACCCAAGGGUGUCGGUGCAGGACUUUGACCACCUCUCAGACGAGGAGAAGGGUCGACAGAUGUGGAACCUGUACGUACAGAGAGAGGACAGCGCUAUAGUCGAUGUGUUCGGGGGCCAGUUGAAGAGCUGUCUGACCUGCUCUGUGUGUGGCUCCUCCUCCACCAUGUUUGACCCCUUCUGGGACCUGUCCAUCCCCAUCGCAAAGAAAAACGCCAGGGAGGUGACGCUCAGAGACUGUUUGAAGCUCUUCACUAGAGAAGAUGUGCUGGAUGGAGAUGAGAGUCCGACGUGUGAGCGCUGUAAAACCAGGCGGAAGUGCACCAAACGUCUCAGCAUCCAGCAGUUUCCUCACAUCCUGGUGCUUCACCUAAAGCGUUUCUCCGACUCAAACGUUCGCAGCUCCAAACUCUCCACAUACGUCAACUUCCCCCUGAAAGAACUGGACCUGCGGGAGUUCUCCGAUACCAACGAGCGGGCGGUGUAUAACUUGUUUGCCGUGUCCAACCACUCGGGUAGUGCUUUGGGGGGACACUACACAGCCUACUGCAAACACCCGGCACUGGGGGAGUGGUACUGCUACAAUGACCACAGGGUGAACCCAAUCUCCUCCAGCCAAGUCCGCAGCAGUAACGCUUAUGUCCUCUUCUACGAGCUGAGCCCCUCAAGUACCAAGUACCAGACCUGCAGACUAUAACAACCAUACCCUUUACAACAACCGAACCUGUCGUAUCAACCAAACCCUUUAUAACAAGUACCAGACCUGCAGACUAUAGAACUGGACAAAACCCAACUUUUUAUUAGAGCCCAACCCUUUAUAAAAAUACUAUAGCUGUAGCAGUGGUCUCUACCUGGGGGCGGGAACAUAAACGCCACGUGCUGUUUAUUUGUCUGGAAUAAAUGCUUGGUAGUAAUAAUUAUUAUAUGAUGUAUUUAUGGGGGUGUCAAGGAAAAAAGAAUAGAAACCACUGCUGUAGACUAUAGACCCUUCCCACUGUGAUAGGGCAGCACAAUAUAUUUCAAAACUACAAAUAUCAUAAUAUACAGUAUAAAUCAUAAUACAUAACGCAAAAUGCUAAGGUUCUUCAUUUGCUUG